CUGCCUAUUCUUUCUUCUUCUUUCUCUCAUUUAAUUAACAUACAAACUCCAAUAAAUUAUUCAUACUCUCUCAACAACAAAAACCCAAACCUCAAACCCCUUUUCCUUCUUCACACACACACAAACGCCACAUUUUCCCCUUCAUUUGUCAGCGUCCUCAUACUCAUCCAUCAUCAUAUAUGAUAUAUCACAUACAUAAUAAUUAAAUUAAAUUAAUCACCAUCAUCAUCAUCAUUAUUAUUACUAUUAUUAUAGACUCUUAUAGAUAAUUAUAGAGUUUGCAUAUAUAUUAUUAUUUUUAUUUAUACAUAUAGAGCUCUCUUAGUACCGAUACAUGCUCGCCGGCGAUGCCGACGCCGGUAAGCGCAGCGAGGCAAUGCUUGACAGACGAGGCGGCACGUGCUCUCGACGACGCUGUCGCGGCACUGCCGUCCGCUGUAGCCGCAGCCGUAACCGUCUCCCCGCGCCUCCAGCUGCGCGCCCUAGAACUCUCCGUCGGCGUGUCCCUCGACCGCCUCCCCUCCUCUAAACCCUCAUCGACCUCCUCCACCGCCGACGACGACGGACCUCCGGUGUCGAAUUCCCUCAUGGCGGCCAUAAAACGCUCCCAGGCGAACCAACGGCGCCACCCGGAUACCUUCCACUUGAUGCAAAUCCACAAUCACCAAAACCCUCAGUUCAAUCAAGGAACCGCAUCGUUUCUGAAAGUUGAGCUCAAACACUUCGUUCUUUCAAUCUUAGAUGAUCCAAUCGUGAGUCGCGUCUUCGGCGAAGCGGGUUUUCGGAGCCCCGACAUAAAACUCGCACUUCUUCAGCCUCCUAACCCUCCGCCUUCUUCCAGAAUCUUCUCAAGAACGCGCUACCCGCCCCCUCUCUUCCUCUGCAGUCUUGACUCGGGUCGACCCGGACCCGGUUUCUCUUCCGGGUUCCCAUUCCUGGACGAGAACUGCAGAAGGGUUGCGGAUAUUCUAACGCGGAAGAACAAGAGAAACCCUUUGCUUAUGGGUGUUUACGCGAAAACCGCGCUCAGAAGCUUCGUUGAGAUGAUCGAGAAGGGUCGUGGUGUUGCAAUGUUCCCACCAGAAAUGGCUGCGGUUAAUGUCAUCUCGGUGGAGAACGAGAUUCAAGAAUUCUUGAUUUCUGGCGCCAUGAGUGAGGAGAAGAUGGGGUUGAGGUUUGAGGAGUUGGGUCGAGAAGCCGAUCAAUGCUCCAAUGGUGGUGGUGUUGUUGUGAGCUUUGGGGAUGUUGCGGCUUUUGUUAAAGAUGGAGUGGAUAGUGGUGCUGUUGGGUUUGUUCUUUCGAGGAUAACGAGGUUGUUGUUGGACGGUGGUGGGGGUGGAGGGAAGGUUUGGUUGGUUGGGGUGGCGGAGAAGUGUGAUGCGUAUUCAAAGUUAUUGGGUUUGUUCCCAAAUGUGGAAAAAGAUUGGGAUCUGUAUCCUAUGACCGUCACGUCUGCUACACCUUCAAUGGAAGGACUCUACCCUAAAUCCAGCUUGAUGGGGUCCUUCAUUCCAUUUGGUGGGUUCUUUUCUACACCACCUGAAAUCAAAACUCCUGUAAGCUGUUCAAGUGCAUCUUUUGCGCGUUGUGACGAAUGCAAUGAAAAAUAUGAAGAAGAAGUUGCUGAUUUGAAGGUAGGCUCUGCUACUCUGCCAUCUGUUUGCUUAAGCUUUCCUUGGUUACAAAAUGCUGAUUUGAACUUUCAUAGAGGAUUGGAUUUGGCAAAGGUUAAUGAAGAAAGCACAAGUUUGAACGAGAGGAUCCUGGGUUGUCAAAAGAAAUGGAACGACAUUUGCCGUAAUCUUCAUCACACUAGAUCAGUUGAUAAUUCUCAAACAAGACCUCAAGCUCCAUCACUUGAGGGUUUACGGUUUGGCUCUGGGUUUACGGAAAGCGGCAGUAAAGAUCCAUCACACAUAGAAGUCCAAUAUUCUAAUCAAACUUCCUACCUACCUAGAGAGCCGCCUAGUAUUUAUCCAUUGAAACAGUUGCCAUCUGUUCCGGAAUCUUCUGAUACAGCCAGUAUCAGUACCGGAACUGAUCAUGUACUGAAAUUUUCAGGGAUUCAGUUGACUGAUGUGCGGAUGCCAUGGAUUGCCCCUUCCUCUAUGGCCAAUACAAGUCUUCUUGAUCACAGUUCAUCUUCAUCCCUUACACCUGUGACCACAGAUUUAGGAUUGGGCACAAUAUAUACAUCAGCAGCUCAAGAGCCAGAUACCCCAAAACUACAGGAUCACAAAAAGCAUCUUCCAAACUUGUCGGAAUCUCUGUCAAUUGAUUUUUUUGAUGCCCCAAAUGAGAAUGCUUCACACCAAACACCUAGAUCUGCUUGCUCUUUUCCAAAUUCAGAAGGAAAUUUUGAUUCGGUAGAUCUCAAAUCUCUAAAUCAACUUCUUGCUGAAAAGGUUGGCUGGCAAGAUGAUGCCAUCUAUGCAAUAAAUCGAAGUCUGUUCCUUUGUAAUUCUGGUGCAGGAAAACGUAAAGGCUCCAGAGCUGGCAUAUGGUUUGCUUUCCUUGGACCAGAUAGGAUCAGCAAAAAGAAAAUUGCUGCAGCUCUUGCAGAGAUUAUAUUUGGAAACAGAGAAAAUCUAAUAUCCGUAGAUCUAAGCUUGCAGGACAGGUCUUUCUCAUUGAACUCUGUUUUUGAUUGCGAAAUAUCACAUUGUCAUGAUGCGCUGAGAAGGAAGACUGUUGUGGAUUAUAUUGCUGGGGAGUUGAGUAAAAGGCCACUUUCGGUUGUUUUUCUUGAUCAUGUCGAUAAAGCUGAUUACCUUGUGCAGACUAGUUUGUCACAGGCGUUAAAAACAGGUAAAUUUCCAGAUUCUCAUGGAAGGGAAAUCAGCAUCAACAACAGAAUCUUUAUAGUAGCCUCAACUGUCAGUAAAGGUAAUAGUAAUAGCUCUUCUAUAUCCGAGGGAUCGAAAAUGUUCUCUGAGGAAAGAAUCCUUGAAGCCAAGAAAUUUCAAAUGCAGCUAAUACUUGGACAUACUGCAUCUGAGGAUGCCAUAAAAAGGGGUAUCACAAAUGUUCAGGUUAUUCGUGGAAAAGGGUCCUCCAAACCACCAUUUCUUAGCAAAAGGAAGCAAGCUGAUACUAAUGACUCCAAAGAGGUGGGAAACACAUGCAAGAUGCAGAAACAGGUCAGGGAGAAAUCAAGAUCCUAUCUGGAUCUAAACAUGCCUCUAAACGAGGCCGAAGAAUGCAUCAAUGACAAUGACAACGAGAUGGAAAACUCAGGAGCAUGUUCCACUGAUAUCUGUAAUCAAAUUGAAGAAAAAGUGUUAUUUAAGCCAUUCAAUUUUGAUGCACUUGCUGAUGAAUUGUUGAAAAGCAUUAGCACACAAUUCCAGAGAGCAUUUAGUUCAGAUUUUCAGCUGGAAAUUGAAUAUGAUGUAAUGGUACAGAUUCUUGCAGCUGCAUGGUUAUCAGAGAAGAAAAAUGCAGUGGAGGAUUGGAUUGAACGUGUUCUUGGAAGAGCUUUUGCUGAAGCCAAACAGAAAAAACACAGUGCAUCACCAUCUCAGUAUGUGAUGAAACUGGUCAACUGUGAAUCCAAUUUUGUGGAAGAGAAUGCUCCUGGUGGAUUGUGUCUUCCUUCUAGAAUUAACCUCAACUGAAUUUUUUGCUCACUAUGACAGGCUCUAUUAAAAGUAUUUUGUAAUUACUUGUAAAAUGUAGGCUUUUAGGAUGUGUAGCUUUUUGUAAUUGCCAGCAUUGUUCGGCUCAUUAAUCUCUCAAUUUUUGUUGUUUGGUGCAAAAAGAAUGUAUAAUAUCCGUAGUGUACCUUCUAUUUUUUUUCC
This is a messenger RNA of Arachis ipaensis, 3800 nucleotides long. Its product is annotated as protein SMAX1-LIKE 6. The record is from RefSeq and is a predicted model, not a curated record. Gene Ontology annotation, molecular function: ATP binding; ATP hydrolysis activity. NCBI's taxonomy places the organism in Eukaryota, Viridiplantae, Streptophyta, Magnoliopsida, Fabales, Fabaceae.